Molecule: messenger RNA, 1083 nt
Organism: Olea europaea var. sylvestris
Lineage: Eukaryota; Viridiplantae; Streptophyta; Magnoliopsida; Lamiales; Oleaceae
Exons: 4
Coding region: 1-1083 (360 amino acids)
Source: RefSeq, a predicted model, not a curated record
AUGGCGAAUUUCAAUUUCAACUGUGUGCUUCUGCCGUCCUCUGAAUGUGAAGAUGAGAUCGGGGAGGAGGAACUUCUGCAAGAGCUCGAAGAGGACAUCAUCGAGUGGUUUCGCUACUGCAGAAUGUCCUCUAUAGAUGUGUGUUAUGCAGAAUUCAAGAUGUAUCCUGCCAUGCUGCGUACGUUCACUCAUAUACUCUGUGACGAAUAUGGACUGCGUAGUGGCCAGCAAGUUGAUGUAUAUGAACAAGUUGGAAUGUUUUUAUGCAUAUUAGCCCAUGGAAAGGGCUACAGACAGGUUCGAACUUUGUUCAAUCAUUCUUUGCAAACUAUUGGGCACUAUUUCAAAAUUGUGCUUGAUGCCGCAUGUGAAUUUGCUAUACGCCUCAUCAGACCUAAUCCAAACUAUAAUCACGGUGCGGAGCAUCACGUACCAAAUUUGAACCAGCAUCCGCUAUUCGAGAAUUGCAUAGGUGCAAUUGACAGAACGCACGUGCAAGCUAUCUUGCCGCGGGACGAACGAGUAAAUUUCAUCGGACGCAAGGGCAUUCCAACACAAAAUGUUCUGGCAGCAUGUGAUUUUAAUUUAUGUUUCACAUUUGUGCAUGCAGGGUGGACGAGAACAACGCAUGAUUCACGCAUGUUGGCUCGGUCUAUACAUAGUCCUGAAAUUGAUUUUCCCCAUCCUGCCCAGGGAAAAUUUUAUCUUGUCGACUCAGGAUUCGCCCAUAGACCUGGGUACAUGGCUCCAUACAAGGGUUCUGAUAUACUGUAUCAUUUUCAGCAGUUCUAUGACGGUGAGACGGGUCGUAGACGAAACUUUCGCAAUGCACGUGAGAGAUUUAAUUUCAGGCAUUUGUCGUGUAGAAACGUUAUCGAGCGUGCCUUUGGUGUGUGGAAAGUUCGGUGGAAAAUACUCGAUCGAGUUGUCGACGAAGCGUUCACAAGGGUGGAGACAGAUCCGGACGCGGCAGAGGUAGAACUUCCAGAUGAACAGGAGCAAGCCGCUGUUGAAUUGAAUGCUCCAGAAACGCAACGAAAUGAAUGGGAUCGUUUCUGCGACUUUUUGGCUCAAAGCAUUUGA